AAUACGAGCAGUUAAAAGUAUCCCGCAUUGUCAACGAAGGUGGCCCACCACAUUACUGUUAUGAAAAUAACAGCAUUGGCAGCUUCCUGGUGCUUUCCAUGUGCUUUCUUUUUCCUUCCCUGGUAACUCCUCCCACUUCAUGAAAAAUAGCACAUAGUUCCCAGUUUCAUUAUCUUCCAUUCCACACUAUCACCAUUUUGAGUUCUUCAGCAUCUCUGCAAUACCAAGAAAAGAUGGCAGCAGAAGCAAUUCUCUCUGCUUUUGUUAAAACAGUGUUGGGGAACUUGAAUUCUCUACUUCUGCAAGAGUUUGGAUCAGCGUGGGGUGUCAAGAAAGAGUUGGGGAAGCUCGAGAGCACGUUGUCAACGAUCCAUGCCGUGCUUCAAGAUGCAGAGGAGCAGCAAGUGAAGAACGAGGCAGUGAAGAAUUGGCUAAAGAAGCUUAAGGACGCAACCUAUGUUGCAGAUGACUUGAUAGAUGAGUUUGCAAUAGAAGCUUUUCGGCGGAAAGUGAGGACUCAGUCUGCUACAGUGAAUCGGGUACGCAACUUCUUUUCUUUUCCAAACUCACUUGUAUUUUUCCUGAGGAUGGGGAGUAGGAUAAAGGAAAUUGGGGAGAGAUUAGAUGGGAUUGCAGCGGAGAGGUUGAAGUUCCAUUUGAGAGAGGGAGUUGUAGAUCGGCCAGGCAAUACUGAAGGGAGACUUCAAACCGCCUCUUUUGUGAUUGAGUCAGAAGUUUAUGGUAGAGACGAAGAUAAGGAGAAAAUCGUAGAGUUGUUGAUUCGUGUCAGUACUCAAGAAGAUGUCUCGAUCAUCCCCAUAGUCGGUAUGGGGGGCCUUGGGAAGACCACACUUGCUCAAUUCGCUUACAAUGACGAGAGGGUAGUGAAACAUUUCGAGCUGAGAAUGUGGGUUUGCGUGUCGGAUGACUUUGAAGUGAGGAAGCUAAUAAAAACAAUUUUAGAGUCUGCUACCGAUGGUAAACAUGAUCUCCUAGAAUUGGAUUUACUGCAGCGUCGCCUCCAAGAACAGCUACACGGGAAGAAGUUUUUACUUGUGUUGGAUGACGUGUGGGAUGAAAAUCCCGAGAACUGGGAUCAGUUGAAACAAUUUCUCAGAGGAGGUGCGAGGGGUAGUAAAAUCAUAGUAACUACCCGUAGUGAAAAAGUUGCUUCGAUCAUGGGCACUCUCCCUCCGCACCAUUUGCUAAGACUAUCAGAGGAUGAUUGUUUGUUUCUGUUUAUGCAGCGAGCGUUUGGGCAUGGAUGGCAAGAACCUCCAAACCUCGUAAUGCAUGCAAAGGAAAUUGUAAAGAAGUGUGGGGGCAUCCCUUUGGCAGCGAAGGCAUUGGGUGGCUUGAUGCGCUUUAAAACAGAUGAAAGAGAGUGGCUGUUUGUAAAAGAAAGUGAAAUUUGGAAUUUACCUGAAGAAGAGAAUGGCAUUUUACCUGCUCUGAAGUUCAGUUAUUAUCAUCUUCCAUCACAUUUGAAGCAAUGCUUUGCAUACUGCUCAAUAUUUCCAAAGGAUCAUAGAAUUGAUAAGAAUAAUCUAAUCCUACUAUGGAUGGCAGAGGGUUUCAUUCAACCAUCUGAUGGAAGUAAACAAAUGGAAGAUAUUGGUGGAGAGUAUUUCAAUAAUCUACUGUGGCGGUCCUUCUUUCAGGAUGUUGAGAAAGAUGAUGAGGGGAAUAUAGUAUUGUGCAAGAUGCAUGACCUUGUGCUUGAUCUUGCAUGCUCUGUUGCAGGGAACGAAUGUUCAGUUGUUCAGGUGAAGAAUGCAGUGAGUAUCCCCGGCAUAUAUCUCCGUUUGUUCAUGUUGGGUGAGUAUUAUGAAUGGGUCCUAACAGUCCCAAAGGCCUCAAGGAAAGCAAACCAUUUGCGAACACUGAUUCUGGUUGGAGUACAGACUUUCAGCGUCCCUCGUAAUCUUUUAACACAUUUCAUAUGCUUACGGGUGUUAGAUUUAAGUUUAGCGCGUGUCACAACGGAGAUGUUGGUUUCAAUUAGCAGUUUGAAGCACUUAAGAUACCUCAUCAUGUAUGGUAGUCAAAUACAAGCCCUUCCUGAAUCCAUUAGCACCCUUCACCAUUUGCAAACCUUGAUACUCUCGGAGUGCUUGAAACUUGCAAAAUUACCCAGGGACAUGAGCAAAAUGACUAGCCUAAGACAUCUUGAAAUUGAUUUCUGUCCUCAAUUGACCCAUAUGCCAGCCAAUAUGGGACAAUUAAAGUUCCUUCAGACCUUGUCAAUAUUCAUUGUUGGUAAGGAUAGUGGAUGUGGUAUGAGAGAGCUGCAAGGUCUAAACCUUGGAGGAAACUUGACUAUUCGAAACCUCGAGAAUGUGAUGUGUGCAGCAGAUGCCAAGGAAGCAAACUUGAAGGAUAAGCCGAACCUUCGUAAGUUAUGCUUUUCAUGGGGUCGGGAUAUUGAUCUUAAGUUGGAAGGAAACGUGGAGCAAAUCCUUGAAGGUCUCCGACCACAUCCAAAUCUCAAAAGGUUGACUGUGGAAGGGUACAUGGGUGUCAGAUUUCCGCAUUGGAUGUGUUCUUCAUUGCUUCCAAAUCUGAUUGAAGUUUCAGUGAUUAAUUGCAGAAGAUGCGAACAGCUCCCCCUGGUCAGCCACUCCCCAUUCAUUAAAGUUCUUGUGAUACAAGGAAUGGAUGCUUUGAAAUCUAUUGACAACCAUUUCUCUGGCGGUGAUGAUGUCACUGAUGGAUUUCAGUCACUGAAAGAACUCAGCUCGAUAGAUACGCCUAAUUUAGAGAGGUCAGGAUUCAAUGGAAGAGAAGUACUCCCUCACCUUGUCAAUUUAACUGUCUCGGGAUGUCCAAAGUUAACAAUGCUUCCAUGCCUACCAUCUCUAAAAGAAUUGAAAUUGAAGGAUGGUAAUGAGAUGUUGUUAGGUUCAGUGGCAAACCUAUCCUCACUUUCCUCCCUUUCGGUUGAAGAUUUCAAGGAGCUAAGGUCGCUGCCAGAUGGGUUGUUUGAAAACCAUACCCAUCUCUUGAGCCUAGAAAUUAGGGAAUGCCCAAAGCUAGAGUCUAUUUCGUGGUGCAGUAUGUUGGUAUCUUUGCCAGAGGAAUUACAAAACCUCUCCUCUCUCAGUUGGCUGUGGAUUGAUGGGUGCAAUGGUCUAACGUCCUUGAGACUACAAGGCUUGAGCUCUCUUCAACAUCUUACCAUCCAGGGGUGUGAAAGCUUAACGAGUUUGAUAGGGGGACUGCAACACCUCACUGCCUUACAAUACUUGUUCAUUAAUGGAUGUCCGGAGCUGGCAUAUUUACCAGAGGGUAUGCAACACCUUACUUCCCUUCAACACCUCACCAUAUGGAGCUGUCAGAAGUUGACAUGUUUGCCGGAAGGGCUACGACAUGUCACAACACUGGAAGAUCUAUCAAUCGGUGGAAUGACUCCGCCGGAGUGGAUAGGAAACCUGUUUGCAACUCCUAACAAACCUCGAACAGCUAAAAAUCUGGGGUUGGCGAAGUCUAACAGCUCUGCCGGAGUGGAUAGGAAACCUCUCCUCCCUUCGAGAAUUGACGAUCGGCAAUUGUGA
Molecule: messenger RNA, 3554 nt
Organism: Magnolia sinica
Lineage: Eukaryota; Viridiplantae; Streptophyta; Magnoliopsida; Magnoliales; Magnoliaceae
Product: putative disease resistance protein RGA3
Exons: 2
Coding region: 234-3554 (1106 amino acids)
Biological process (GO): defense response to other organism
Molecular function (GO): ADP binding
Source: RefSeq, a predicted model, not a curated record